AUGGGAGAAAGUCGCAACCCAGGCAGACCUGACAGACCAGAUACAGAAGAUGUUGAGUCCCCUAGUACCAGGGGAGUAGAACCUGUUAAGAAAGUCAGCAAACCAGGCAGACCUGAUAGACCAGAUACUGAAGAUCUUGAAUCCCCUAGUACCAGGGGAGUAGAGCCUGGUAGGAAAGUCAGCAAACCAGGCAGACCUGAUAGACCAGAUACAGAAGAUCUUGAGUCCCCUAGUACCAGGGGAAUAGAACCUGUUAGGAAAGUCAGCAAACCAGGCAGAUCCGAUAGACCAGAUACAGAAGAUGUUGAGUCCCCUAGUACCAGGGGAGUAGAACCAGUUAGGAAAGUAAGCAAACCAGGCAGACCUGAUAGACCAGAUACAGAAGAUCUUGAGUCACCUAGUACCAGGGGAGUAGAACCUGUUAGGAAAGUCAGCAAACCAGGCAGACCUGAUAGACCAGAUACUGAAGAUCUUGAGUCACCUAGUACCAGGGGAGUAGAACCAGUUAGGAAAGUCAGCAAACCAGGCAGACCUGAUAGACCAGAUACAGAAGAUCUUGAGUCCCCUAGUACCAGGGGAGUAGAACCAGUUAGGAAAGUAAGCAAACCAGGCAGACCUGAUAGACCAGAUACAGAAGAUGUUGAGUCCCCUAGUACCAGGGGAGUAGAACCAGUUAGGAAAGUCAGCAAACCAGGCAGACCUGAUAGACCAGAUACAGAAGAUGUUGAGUCCCCUAGUACCAGGGGAGUAGAACCUGUUAGGAAAGUCAGCAAACCAGGCAGACCUGAUAGACCAGAUACAGAAGAUGUUGAGUCCCCUAGUACCAGGGGAGUAGAACCAGUUAGGAAAGUAAGCAAACCAGGCAGACCUGAUAGACCAGAUACAGAAGAUCUUGAGUCCCCUAGUACCAGGGGAGUAGAACCUGUUAGGAAAGUCAGCAAACCAGGCAGACCUGAUAGACCAGAUACAGAAGAUCUUGAGUCACCUAGUACCAGGGGAGUAGAGCCUGGUAGGAAACUCAGCAAACCAGGCAGACCUGAUAGACCAGAUACAGAAGAUGCUGAGUGCCCUAGUACCAGGGGAGUAGAACCAGUUAGGAAAGUCAGCAAACCAGGCAGACCUGAUAGACCAGAUACAGAAAAUCUUGAGUCCCCUAGUACCAGGUGA
Messenger RNA from Macrobrachium nipponense, 1167 nucleotides. RefSeq lists its product as uncharacterized. The coding region runs from base 1 to 1167 and encodes 388 amino acids. The transcript has 5 exons. The record is from RefSeq and is a predicted model, not a curated record. NCBI's taxonomy places the organism in Eukaryota, Metazoa, Arthropoda, Malacostraca, Decapoda, Palaemonidae.